AUGAGCAGAGGCGACCGUGCCGUGGUACCAAUCGAAUCGAAUCCUGAAGUUUUUACGGAAUUCGCACACAAUUUAGGCUUAAAAAAGGAAUGGGCAUAUUUCGAUAUCUAUAGCUUGACAGAGCCAGAAUUAUUGGCAUUCUUACCAAGGCCAGUUAAGGCCAUCGUACUUCUAUUUCCAAUAAACGAAAAUGCAAAAACGAGUGCCAAUCAACAACUUUCAAAUUCUUUUGACGUUAUAUGGUUUAAGCAAUCAGUUAAAAACGCAUGCGGUUUGUAUGCAAUUCUUCAUUCUUUGAGCAACAACCAGUCACUUUUGGAGCCCGGCUCCGACUUGGCUAACUUUUUAAAGUCUCAAAAUGAUACUACCGGGUCAAAGAACAAGUUUGAUGAUGACACCGCAGACCAAUUCGUCUUGAAUGUAAUAAACGAGAAUACACAAACAUUUUCUACCGGCCAAUCAGAAGCACCAGAAGCUACCGCAGAUAUCAAUCUACACUAUAUCACAUACGUGGAAGAGAACGGUGAGAUAUUUGAAUUAGAUGGGAGGAAUUUGGGAGGGCCCCUCUAUUUGGGAAAGAGCGACCCAACUGCCACUGAUUUGAUUGAGCAAAAUUUAGUUAGACUGAGAAUCGCCUCAUAUAUGGAAAACGCCAAUGAAGAGGAUGUAUUAAAUUUUGCUAUGUUAGGAUUAGGUCCCACCUGGGAAUGA
Molecule: messenger RNA, 711 nt
Organism: Saccharomyces paradoxus
Lineage: Eukaryota; Fungi; Ascomycota; Saccharomycetes; Saccharomycetales; Saccharomycetaceae
Gene: YUH1
Product: ubiquitin-specific protease YUH1
Exons: 1
Coding region: 1-711 (236 amino acids)
Biological process (GO): ubiquitin-dependent protein catabolic process; protein deubiquitination
Cellular component (GO): cytoplasm
Molecular function (GO): cysteine-type deubiquitinase activity
Source: RefSeq, a predicted model, not a curated record